Arabidopsis lyrata subsp. lyrata is the source of this 1887-nucleotide messenger RNA. RefSeq names its product cyclin-A2-3. The record is from RefSeq and is a predicted model, not a curated record. Gene Ontology annotation, molecular function: cyclin-dependent protein serine/threonine kinase regulator activity. The transcript has 11 exons. Lineage: Eukaryota; Viridiplantae; Streptophyta; Magnoliopsida; Brassicales; Brassicaceae. Gene Ontology annotation, cellular component: cytoplasm; cyclin-dependent protein kinase holoenzyme complex; nucleus. Gene Ontology annotation, biological process: regulation of cyclin-dependent protein serine/threonine kinase activity; mitotic cell cycle phase transition. The coding region runs from base 219 to 1571 and encodes 450 amino acids.
UAAACCACACUAGUGUGUGUGUGUGUCCUUCACUUUCAAAGACAGUCUCUUUCCCCAAAGAGCGGAUUCAGGAUUCACCAUCUCGAUCUGUGUCCAAAGCUCCCAUCUUUCUUCUUUCCCUGAAGAAUUUACUGGAGCUUCUCAGAUCAGAUGAAGAUGAUGCAAUCCUAAGACUCUAAGACGUUUUCGGGGCUGUGUUUUCUCGUGGGAUUUUAAACAUGGGGAAAGAAAAUGCUGUGUCUCGGCCAUUCACUCGUUCCCUUGCCUCUGCUUUGCGCGCUUCAGAAGUGACUUCUACCACACAGAAUCAACAGAGAGUAAACACAAAAAGACCAGCCUUGGAGGAUACAAGAGCCACUGGACCAAACAAGAGGAAGAAGCGAGCGGUUCUAGGGGAGAUCACAAAUGUUAACUCCAAUGCAUCAGCUAUACUUGAGGCCAAAAACAUCAAGCAGAUAAAGAAAGGACGGGGACAGGGAUUGGCGAGUACAUCCCAGUUGGCAUCUUCUGUUACUUCAGAAGUCACAAAUCUUCAGUCCAGGACUGAUGCAAAAGUAGAAGUUGUAUCAAAUACAGCAGGAAACCUGUCUGUUUGUAAAGGCACAAAUGCAGCUGAUAACUGUAUUGAGAAAUGGAAUUUCACAUUGCCUCCAAGACCUCUUGGGAGAUCAGCUUCUACAGCUGAGAAAAGUGCUGUUAUUGGUAGUUUAACUGUACCGGAUAUCCCGAAAUUCGUAGACAUUGAUUCAGAUGACAAGGAUCCUUUACUGUGCUGCCUCUAUGCCCCUGAAAUCUACUACAAUUUGCGUGUUUCAGAGCUUAAACACAGACCAGUUCCCGACUUUAUGGAGAGAAUACAGAAGGAUGUCACCCAGUCCAUGCGGGGGAUUCUGGUUGAUUGGCUUGUAGAGGUCUCUGAAGAAUACACACUUGCAUCUGACACUCUCUACCUCACAGUGUAUCUCAUAGACUGGUUCCUCCAUGGAAACUACGUGCAAAGACAGCAACUUCAACUGCUCGGCAUCACUUGCAUGCUAAUUGCCUCGAAGUAUGAGGAAAUCUUUGCGCCGCGCAUUGAGGAGUUUUGCUUCAUUACGGAUAACACCUACACAAGAGAUCAGGUCUUGGAAAUGGAGAACCAAGUACUUAAGCAUUUUAGCUUUCAAAUAUACACUCCCACUCCAAAAACGUUCCUCAGGAGAUUUCUCAGAGCAGCGCACGCCUCUCACCUGAGCCCGAGCCUUGAAGUCGAGUUUCUAGCCAGCUAUCUAACAGAGUUGACAUUAAUAGACUAUCAUUUCUUGAAGUUUCUUCCUUCCGUUGUUGCUGCUUCAGCAGUUUUUCUUGCCAAGUGGACAAUGGACCAAUCAAACCACCCAUGGAAUCCAACACUUGAGCAUUACACAACGUACAAAGCAUCAGAUCUGAAAGCAUCUGUCCAUGCCUUACAAGAUCUUCAGCUUAACACCAAAGGUUGCCCUUUAACCGCUAUACGCAUGAAGUAUAGGCAAGAGAAAUUCAAAUCUGUGGCGAUUCUCACAUCUCCAAAGCUACUUGACACGCUAUUCUGAAGGUUUCAACUCCUAACCAAUAAUAGUUUUGUCGCAUUGAUGGUCCAGUUCGUCUUCAUUCAUCUGUUACUCUUUGUUCAUAAAACAGAAUUCCCCACAGUCCCACUCAUCUAAUACCUGAUUAGAAUUCGGUUUAGCCUAGUUCGAUCCGCCGUUUGGUUCUUCCAAACUCGGACACAUCUAAUCGGUAACAAGAGGUUAUUUUUAUUGUAACGAGAAUGUACAUUACAUUUUUCUCCCAUCUUGAGGCAAUGUAAACAGAUUCGGAAUUUCAUAUCAUUUUUAUGAUAUGAAGUAGUUUAAGUAUUUUAUAUCA